CUUGCUAGAGCAGAAGCAGUGUCACACAAACUCAGGCAUCAUGAACAUGUUUGAUCGCAAGAUCAACUUUGACGCGCUCCUGAAGUUUUCGCACAUAACCCCUUCAAUGCAGCAGCACCUGAAGAAGGUCUAUGCCAGCUUUGCCCUCUGUAUGUUCGUGGCGGCUGCAGGGGCCUACGUCCAUGUGGUCACCCACUUCAUUCAGGCUGGCCUGCUGUCUGCCUUGGGCUCCCUGGGAUUGAUGAUUUGGCUAAUGGCAACACCUCACAGCCGUGAAACGGAACAAAAAAGACUGGGGCUUCUCGCUGGAUUUGCUUUUCUUACAGGAGUUGGCCUGUGCCCUGUUCUGGAUCUGUGCAUUGCCAUCAACCCCAGCAUCCUUCCCACAGCCUUCAUGGGCACAGCAAUGAUCUUCACCUGCUUCACCCUGAGUGCGCUCUAUGCCAGGCGCCGGAGCUACCUCUUUCUGGGGGGUGUCUUGAUGUCAGCCAUGAGCCUGAUGCUUUUGUCUUCCUUGGGGAACCUUUUCUUGGGAUCCAUUUGGCUUUUCCAGGCAAAUCUGUAUUUGGGACUGGCGGUAAUGUGUGGCUUUGUCCUUUUUGAUACUCAAAUCAUUAUUGAGAAGGCUGAAAAUGGAGACAAGGAUUAUAUCUGGCACUGCGUUGACCUCUUCUUAGAUUUUGUUACUCUCUUCAGAAAACUUAUGGUGAUCCUGGCUAUGAAUGAGAAGGAUAGGAAGAAAGAGAAGAAGUGACUGGCCCUCUCCCCGUUUGGCUUCCUCUCUCCCUCUGCCCCGUCUUUCCUCUGCACACGUUACAGGUGGCGUGUUCUGUGAUAAUGGAAAGCAUCAGAAAAGCUUUUGUACUUUG
Erinaceus europaeus (western European hedgehog) is the source of this 869-nucleotide messenger RNA. Its product is annotated as bax inhibitor 1-like. The coding region runs from base 41 to 754 and encodes 237 amino acids. The record is from RefSeq and is a predicted model, not a curated record. The transcript has a single exon. Lineage: Eukaryota; Metazoa; Chordata; Mammalia; Eulipotyphla; Erinaceidae. Gene Ontology annotation, cellular component: mitochondrial membrane. Gene Ontology annotation, molecular function: enzyme binding. Gene Ontology annotation, biological process: cellular response to unfolded protein; negative regulation of endoribonuclease activity; negative regulation of apoptotic signaling pathway.